UCGCGUUCUCCUUCUCCCCCCGGUCUCCAGUCUCCACCUGUUCCGUCCCAUUCUCCUCCCCCCGCACCUCGCCUCGCUUAUCCCCCCCGACCCGACCCCGACGCCGACCCCUGCUCGACGUGUUGGCAAAACCUCCUCCUAGUCCUCUCGGCUCUCGCAGAAGGAGGUUGUUUUCUCUACCGGAGCGGCAACAGCGAAAGCUUCUCGAUCUCUCUCCCUCUCCCCCCGGCAGCCCCGCCGUUGGGUGGUUGGUUCCGCGCCUUGGCCGCGCCUGCGCGGGUCGGAUCCGAGCUCUCCGUGGAGAAGCGCCGCCGCGAUACGUAUCACGUAGGAUUCCACUGGAUUCAGCUGCUGAACAGGGCACGGGAAGGUGGAAUUGAUAGUAGCACUGAACAGCAAGUGGAAUUUCUCAAAUACUGUCCAGGAUCAUGGCCUCUCUUUGUGAUUUCUGUGGGAAACAAAGGUCAAUGAUCUACUGCAGAUCAGAUGCGGCAUCAUUGUGCUUAUCAUGCGACCGUAAUGUUCAUUCAGCUAAUGCGCUGUCUCGGCGUCAUACAAGGACCCUUCUUUGUGAUCGCUGUGGUUCUCAGCCUGCAUCAGUCAGAUGUCUUGAGGACAAUGCAUCACUUUGCCAAAACUGUGAUUGGAAUGGGCAUGAUGCAGCAUCAGGGGCUUCUGGGCAUAAAAGGCAGGCUAUAAACUGUUACUCAGGGUGCCCAUCAUCAGCAGAGCUUUCAAGAAUCUGGUCAUUUAUUAUGGAUAUCCCGACUGUACCUGCUGAGCCCAACUGUGAGGAUGGAUUAAGCAUGAUGACAAUUGAUGACAGUGAUGUGACUAAUCAUCAUGAUGCUUCAGAUGAUAAAAGACUGUUGGAAAUAGCUAACACAACACUCAUGAGCGAUCCACCUUCAGCAGACAAGCCUAAACCUCUGAUAAGCUCUUCUUCCGGAGAUGGGUUUGAUGUUCUGCCUCUAGCCACAGAUCAGCCUGCUGGAUCAGUUUCAGUGACACCUAAGGUACCUUAUGCCAGAGAUGACGAUAAUUUCAAUGAUGGCAUGUAUGAAGACUUAUGUGUGGAUGAUGCUGACAUGACAUUCGAGAACUAUGAAGAGCUAUUUGGUACCUCUCACAUUCGAACAGAGGAACUCUUUGAUGACGCUGGAAUUGACAGUUACUUUGAAAUGAAGGAAACACAACCUUUUGAUUUCAACGAGGAGCCCAAAACUAUGCAGCUAGAAUGUAGCAAUGUGGUAUCAGCUGAUUGUGGGAUGUUAAACCCAGGGGCAAGGGCUGAUUCCAGCCUUUGUAUUCCUGUUAGGCAAGUCAGAUCUAGUAUAUCCCAUUCCCUAUCUGGUUUGACUGGUGAGAGCAGCGCUGGAGAUCACCAAGAUUGUGGGGUGUCACCAAUGCUCCUCAUGGGUGAGCCUCCCUGGCAUUCUCCUGGUCCUGAAGGCUCAGUUGCUGGAGGCAGCAGAGAUAGCGCUCUCACACGAUACAAGGAGAAGAAGAAGAGAAGAAAGUUUGACAAGAAGAUCAGAUAUGCCUCUCGCAAGGCUAGGGCAGACGUGAGGAAGAGGGUCAAGGGACGGUUUAUAAAGGCCGGCGAAGCAUAUGACUAUGAUCCACUAAGCCAAACUAGAAGCUACUGAGCCUUGAAUGCGACUGGUUGUUAUCGUCCAGUGUCAGCCUAGCAAUCUUCAACUGCUCAUCUGUUGUAGGUUGCGCUACAGGCAAGAUCACUGGAGAGCACAACAAUUGCAUUGCAUGCAUCAGAGCCUGCAAUUGAAAUACAGAAAAAAAAAGGUUAAGAAGAGAUACCAAGUGUUGGGAUGAAUGAAAAAGACAAAAAGAAAGAUGCAGACUUGCCGGACUCCAUGCGGCGUGGAUGGAAUGGAACAUAAAUAUUCAUUCUUCAGUUCCUCAGCAGAUGAGUGAUUUGGAUGGAGCUUUGCCGUCUGUGCGUUGAACAGAUGCAAUUGGUGCUCGUCCUCCAGCUCUACCACUGCGUGCAAGGACCUGCGUCGGCUACGGUGUUCGGCAGUGACCAGUGAGCUGCCAGGUUGUACAGUCUUGGUAACAGCCUAACAGGAUACACUUAUACCUCUUCUGUUUUCGUUCCUGUAAUAUUAUCUGUGAAGCACAAUCUUCUCUUGUCAGGAGAUUGUUCUUCGGUCGUGUGUAUGUUUGUAGAUGGAUGCAACAUUGGUAAAAAGAAGUAGCCGUCAUGAAUGUAAAGUGUGUUCUUGUUAGAUCACAUAUAGCAUUGGAGAUGAGUAGGAGGAUCACACAUAUCUGGACACUGAACCUCUGUAACUAUUUUGUGCCAGAAUAACCUUCCUGUGCUUCGUCAUCUA
Messenger RNA from Sorghum bicolor (sorghum), 2354 nucleotides. RefSeq names its product zinc finger protein CONSTANS-LIKE 9. The coding region runs from base 429 to 1649 and encodes 406 amino acids. Gene Ontology annotation, molecular function: zinc ion binding; protein binding. NCBI's taxonomy places the organism in Eukaryota, Viridiplantae, Streptophyta, Magnoliopsida, Poales, Poaceae. The transcript has 5 exons. The record is from RefSeq and is a predicted model, not a curated record.